GUCAGACAGGUCACACUGAAGUGGUGAGGGUCGUCUUCCAUCCAGAGAAGAUCAGCUUUGCCAACCUGCUCAAAGUUUUCUGGGAAAGUCACAACCCGACUCAAGGGAUGCGACAGGGGAACGAUGUUGGGACGACGUACCGUUCUGCCAUCUACACCGACACGAAGCCGCAUUUUGAGGAAGCGUUAGCGUCCAAAGAGCAAUACCAGAAGGGACUCACAGAGGAAGGUUACGGCCCGAUUACAACAGAAAUAGCCGAGGACCAGAAGUUCUACUACGCUGAGGAUUACCACCAACAGUACCUGAAUAAAAACCCUGAUGGAUACUGCGGCCUGGCCGGGACCGGUGUCUCCUGUCCAAUCGGAAUCAAAUCCAAGGCCUAGAUAACCAACGAUGAGCCGAGAGUCCUCUUCUCUCAGUUUAGCGAGGGUUUCAAUGAUGGGGCUGUUUUAUGAUUUAAACUGGGUUACAGAUGCAAGCUGGGUUUUAAUUAUAUACACAUACUUUCAGAUAUUUUAUUUAUAAUUCUUUAAUGUUCAUCUCUCAAUCAAAAUAAAGUUGGUAAUGGCUGUCAAUCUCCUCAAGUCUUUGCAGUAAACAGGAAACUUGCCCCGGUCGUAGAACUUGUGAUUAUUUGGGGUAUGAUAAAGAAGUUUUUUUUGUUUUUAUAUACAAUGCUACGCUCCUCUAAACAUACAUUACUAGGCAUGAAAUUGCCUACUAUUACAGAAACAUGCUGAACUGUAUUGUCUUCAGACUACAUUGAUUCAGAGAGGUAUUCAAUCAGGUGAGUGGAGUCCAUAUUUCACUGAAUUUUAAAUCUGAUUGUUGUUGGAAUGAUCUUACUGAGAGUUGUGCAUUUUAACUUCAGAUGUAAAUCAGGUUUUCGUUGCUCAGGUAGCUUAAAUAAUUACUAUUUCAUUAAAGUUUGCUUUGAAACCGA
Molecule: messenger RNA, 943 nt
Organism: Labrus bergylta (ballan wrasse)
Lineage: Eukaryota; Metazoa; Chordata; Actinopteri; Labriformes; Labridae
Source: RefSeq, a predicted model, not a curated record